GAUCGGAUCCUUCUUCACCUUUAUCAAACAAACUCUACAUACCUACCUCUCUGCCUCUACCCGCUUCCCGCUACCCUUACCCUUAACCUCACAUCUUCAACCAAAAAUCUCCUCCAUAACUUACAUCAAAAGACCCUUCAUUUGGUGCUUCAAACUCGAAGCUGUCAAUACCUUUGUUAUUGAGGACAGUUUCUGCCUUGUUUCUAUUUACAAGAUUGGAGCUGUUGUCGAUCGCUGAAAAAAAGUUAUCGGCUAUCUUCUUUUUCCAUCUUUGUUUCUGCAACACUUCCUUUCGUUACAUACUCAAAACUUUCUUCUCGAUCUUGAUCGAUUCAAUUUAAUUUUCAUUCAAAAUAUUACGCCUUGAGCGCGCUUCAUUUAUUUCAAAAUGUCUGGAUAUCCGACAGGUUCUGGUGGUAAUGAUGGCCGUGGUUUGGAUUCCCUAUUUGCUCAGCUUCGACAACAGCAAAAUCAAUCGCAGCAACCGCAGCAGCAGGCUGCUCCUGUUCAUCUAGAGCCAAGUUAUAAUUAUUACAACAAUAACAACAACAGCGGCUUCUUUGGUCAAAAUCAACAGUUGCCUCCUCAUUAUCAACAACCAUCUGUUUCCUCGCCACUUCCCACCCCUCCUGUGCAUGGCCAACAACCUCAUCAUAGUUCUUCUAUCAUGAGUUCAGUUGAGACCCCACAUGGAGAGCCUCGCUUUGCCAACCCAGUUGGUACUUCAACCAACGACAAUCGUACUUCAAGUUUACUUAAUCUGCUGAAGUUCAGUCAACCCUCUGCUAGCAAGUCAAAUAAUCAAGCAGCACCGAUCGGCACACCACUUCCUCCAUCUCGCGAGUCGUCCAUGAGCUUUGGUGGAAACUCCGAUGUUCUUGGUCAAGUUAGCGCUGGUAAUCGUGGUGGUCAAGAUCUUCUCGCUGCACUCAUGGGAGGUGCACAACAAAAGCCAGUUUCUACCCCGCAAAUGACCCAAACAAGCCCGCAAUUUGCCAAUGCUUCCCAACAACAGUCGGGCUCCAGCUUUGCGGCUGCGACUUCUCCACCUGCCGAUACACAGGCUUAUCUUCUUCGUCUUCUCAAUCAACCAAAGCCACCUCAAACCGGCAAUGAAUCGCCACAUUUGAAUACUGAGAAGGUAUUGUCACCACAAAGCAAAGCAAAUAGCUCUUUGGACGACGUUGGUGACUUGGCACAAACUUUGGAAGAUACGAAGAUUGACAUGGACAUGAGUAUGAUGGGAUCUGCUGCUUUCGAGGGCAGGAUUGAUAGACCUCUCAGCAAGGAAAAUAUCACUCCUCAGCCAAGAAACAACCAAGGAUUGUUCACCUAUGUUAAUCCUUUCGAGGAAUUGGCAGCCUCUUCUCCACGCAAUCGCACCCCAAAGGCAACCAUGGGUGGUUCAUCAAGUUCAAAUGUUCCUGCACCCGCUUUCCAGAUCUUGAAGCGACAAGAUUCAUCUGACAAUAAGCGUAAGAUGGACGAGAGAAGCAGCAAUGACAGCCCUGGCCAGGUUUUCUCUAAGCGUAAGCUGGGAUCCCCUGCUGUAUCCUCUGGGCCACCUACACCACUCCCUGAUGGGCGUACUCAAUUGGAGGCUUUGAUUGGCAUUGGUGCCCCAAGCCCAGCUUCAGCUUCCAAUGGCAAAGGCAAGGAAACUGUUAGCCAUGCUCUUGAGGAAGUAGGUGAUGUAGUUGACAACCAAGUCCAAGAAGCUUUAGCUCGUGCCGAAAAGGAGGCAACUACUUCUGAAAUUGAGAAGGACUUGCGGAGCAUGCUUGCUGCUGAAACCGAGACACAGUUCGAGGAUCGUGCACAGGUCGCUGCUACAGCUAUCAAGAAGGUGCUUGAUCAGGACGAAACUGUUCUCGAUGAUUUGCCUACUCCGAUUGCUAAUGAAGUCAAAGAAAUCAUUGACGAUGCUGCGAAUGGCCACAUUGCAGACAGCUGGGAGAGUGCAGAUGCUGCCGAGGAUGCUCCACCCAAUUAUGAUGAAACUGUUGUCAAGGUAUUCAACUUCCCUAUGAAACCAUGGACUUCGAUCACCAUCAAAAAUAGUGAAGAAGGACGUCCUAGUUUCCGUGACGAAAUCAUUAUGGAUAUUGCUCGUCUUAAGAAAGAGUUUGAUCAAAUCGAUCGCACUCUAGUCACUGCCUCUUCAAACUUCAUUGUUUAUGGCAUGUCAAAGAAUGGAGGCAUACGUAUCAUUAGACAGGCUGAUGGCAAGGAUUCUCGACUUUUCACUGAGACACACGAUCGUAUCUUUAAUGUUUCGACAUCUAGUGCUCCAGCGGAUCUCAAGGAAACCAUUAUUGGUACUGGUAUUAGUGGCACUGUUUACUGGGCUAUUGUUAAAGACGGCGAAGGAGACUUUAUCGAGGAAAACCAUCCUGAAAUGCAUGGUUUUGCUCUUCCUCCUAUUCAAACUCCGGACAAUGAGUCAGCUGGCGGUGUACUCAAGACCAGAGCUAGAAAGAGCUCAAAUCAUCCCGAAUUUUUCGCCGUCGGACGCGGAAAGUCGAUUCAAAUCAUCUAUCCAUCUGUUAUCAUGAAGAACUCCUUCCUGAAAAAUGGAAAAGAGCGCAUCGUUGAUACGGAUCGCUACCUCGCCCACCGAUCUCUCAAGGUCAACACCGGCAAGGCAGGCAAAGACUUCACAUUUAGUGAGGAUGAUACAACUAUUGUUUCACUUGACAAGGCUGGACGAGUCAAGUUCUGGGAUGUUCGCCCUCUUACUCAGAUCCCAGAAGAUGAGCUUCAUCAAAAGGCUCCCCCCGUCGAGAUCAAAGAGCCACUUACGACUCUCAUCACAACUCCUGCAACCGAAAAGUCAUGGCCUACCUCGGUCUUGUUUGUUGAUAAGCUUCGCCCUUAUCAAAAGGGUGGUCCAUUGCGCUACAUGAUUGUUGGUAUGAAGCAAAAUCAUACUUUACAAUUGUGGGAUCUUGCUUUGGGUAAGCCUGUUCAGGAAAUCCACUUGCCUCACAGCAAAGAAUCGGAUGCUGUUUGUAGCGUCUUGUACCACCCUGCAACUGGUGUUAUUGUGGUUGGACAUCCUACCCGAAAUUCUAUCUAUUUCCUCCACCUUUCUGCUCCUAAAUACAACCUCCCACGCACUGUCACCCAAGCUGAAUACGUUGAGAAGCUUGCAGCCAACGACUCCAGUGUUUCUAAGCCAGAUUCUACUGCUGUUGUUAGCGGCAUGAGGGAAUAUUCAUUCGCCAGCAAAGGUAACCUUAGAAGCUUGGACAUCUUACAGAAUCCUGCUUCCCCACCUGCCCGUGGAGAACCAAUUACUUUGUUUGAGUUGUAUGCCAUGCACUCGAAGGGUGUAACGUGCCUCACCAUCAAGCAAGCCGAUCUAGGUUGGGACGUCAAUAAUAAAUGCAUUUCUGCAGUUGUGGCUGAUAGAGUUGGAGCGGUUACUAUCGAUACAUUGAAGGAAAUCAGCACCGUGCCAAUUGCAUCUGAGUCAGGUGAACCAGCACCAGAGCCUUCACCUGCGCCAGUCCCUACCCCUACUAGGAUUAUUCAACGUCCAGCUACCAAGGAUAGCUCUCCUAAGGAAACAAAGAAGGCUGCACAAGUCGAGCCAUCUUCUUCAGUUCCCAAGGCUGAAGAGAAGGCUGAGAAGAAGGAAGCUCCGGUCGCACUUGCCAACGGCAGUUUAGCCGGCGCUAGCGGGACUGACAAUAAACCCGAAAAGAAGAAGCGACGAAAGGCCAACUCAAACUCCGAAUCUUUAUCGAAUUCUUCUCAAACCAAAAACAUCGCAACAGAUAAUAAUUUAUCGUCAAGAAACAACACUACUUCUCGCGCAAGUAUGAAUACUAUUCCAGAUGUUGGUAGCUCUGCAAGCUUAUCAGCACCUGGCUUGACGGAAGAAGUUCUCAAGGAGAUUGAAGGUCGCGUUUCUGGAGAAGUGAAAAAAUUACUCAAUGAUUCUUUCAACACUUUGGAUCAAAGAAUCAAGGAUGACAGACGCACUCAAACUGCCGUCGCUGAUGCCAAGCAGGAUGCUGUUCUUCGCCUUGUGUCUAGCACCCUUACUGAUAAUAUGGAAGAAUCAUUGAAGCGCAUUGUCAACGGAGCUUUGGAAAACUCUAUUGUUCCUUCCAUCGAAAACAUCACGUUGAAGACCGUCGAUCAACGAGUUGCUCCAGCUAUUGUCACUCACUUGAAUCAAAGCUUACCAAGAGAAUUGCAAAAGGUCCUUCCAGAUGCUGUCAACAAAGUUAUGCAACAACCUCAACUUUUAAAGCUGAUGUCAGAAACCUUGGCAAAGAGUGUUUCUUUCCCAUUCGAAGAGCAAUUUGCUACACUCUUGAACAACAGCAUCACCCCCGCUUUUACCCAAUUGGCAGUCAACACUUCUCAGCGUGUCGCAGCUGAUGUUCAUCGCCAAGCACAAGAACAGAUCGGUAACAUUGAACGUCAACGACAUGCCGACAGUCUUAAGAUCGAACAACUGACUCAACUUGUCCACGGCUUGACUGAGACCAUUUCAUCUAUGGCUGCUGCACAGUCUGACUUCCAAGCUCAAUUUUUGCGUGUUCAGCAGAGAGAUAGACAGGGUUCAUCUCACCGUGCUAGCCCUGGAAUAGGUCACAACUCUAGCAGACCUUCUGUUUCCUCAGCACUCGCAGCUCCUCCUGUUGUCGAAGAGAAGUCGCCACAGGAGCUUGAGUAUGAGGAGAUGUUCAAGCACAUCCAAGCCCCUAUGCAAGAGGGAAGAUUUGAAGAUGCUGUUGUCCGUUGGUUGCAAACUGGUAGAGAGCAAGAGUUCUUUGCAAGAUACUUUUGUAGAUUCUCUCCAAAGUUCAUCACUGAACUCAGCCCACUUUUGCUCCUCAGUCUUGGUGCUAUCAUCACCAUUGAGUUGACUGAUGAUCUUAUGAACCAACGUCUUGCCUGGACCGAAACCAUCUUGAACUCCUUCCAGAUCAAGAUGGUCAGUGGAUAUCUUGAUGAUCAAGUCGCCGAUCUGGUCCCCAAGAUCAUGAACAUUUAUAUUCAACGCCUCGAACAUCUCUUUAUGCGUAUCACCAAUGUUGCCCCUGCCGAUCCCCUUCUCAAGCAACUUUCUCAGAUGGUUUCCACUGCCAAUCGUAUUUUGGAGCUCUAUCGUGAGCGACCAUCCUCUCGCCAUAUGGCCGGCUUUUCCCAAUAAGAGCGUCCGCAGUAUUACGAAUAAUCAUAUUAUACACACUCCGGAUAUCCUGUUUUGAGGGGUGGCCAGUCUGCAGAGGAUUCUUUCCGAAUUCCCAGUAGCUACGCCAAAUCUCUUCAAGAAAUUUCUAGUUCUUUAUUAUGCUUAUUACUGCACCAGAUACUGAACACUGUUACGGCCUGUUCGCAAAUAGCAUUGGCUCUCGAGAUACUGGAAUGUUCUCAGCCUUGCUAUCCAUCGAUUCUUAUUCUGCGGAUCUUCCGGCUUUAUGUUCACAUGACAUUUUCAAAAUUUUCUUUUUCUUGACUUUCUUUCAACUUAUUUUUUGUGCCAAUACCAGCGAACAAAAUCGCGUUUCUGCGUAUGUUUUCUACUACCUACAUUUUCAGGCGCAUGAGCGACAUACGAAACACUAUCUGGUUAUGAAAAUUUCAUACUUUGGUUGGUGGGGGGAGCUAUUGGUUGGCUUGGGUCGCUGAAAAGGAUUCUCUAAUGGCUGUUCUGAUCUUAUGAUAUGAUACCAUCUGAGGAUUUCAUGGGACUUUUCUUUUCUUUUUCCUGAACAAUAUCUGAUAUGGAUGUGGAUGGGGGAGGGAAAUGGACGAUUAUUAUGGAAUGAAUGAAUGGAUGGGUGGAUUUUCAUGCGACCCUGGCUCACCUCGGCCUGGAUUUUGCUUCGUCUUUGAUUAAAUUUGAAGACAUUUGCGAGCUAUACCCUUGACGUCCCGGAAUGAAAUGAUUGUGGCGGAGCUUCAUUUGUGUGUAUUUUAGACUCGAGGAACUUCUUUAAAGAGGACUUGGAGAAAAGACAUGAUUAUUAGGCUAGUGAAUACUAUUCAUUGCAUUUAUUACA
Botrytis cinerea B05.10 is the source of this 6026-nucleotide messenger RNA. RefSeq lists its product as hypothetical. The record is from RefSeq and is a predicted model, not a curated record. The coding region runs from base 389 to 5173 and encodes 1594 amino acids. NCBI's taxonomy places the organism in Eukaryota, Fungi, Ascomycota, Leotiomycetes, Helotiales, Sclerotiniaceae. Gene Ontology annotation, biological process: deadenylation-independent decapping of nuclear-transcribed mRNA. Gene Ontology annotation, molecular function: protein binding. The transcript has 2 exons. Gene Ontology annotation, cellular component: P-body.